AUGGCCACGGUACCGACGCGCCCGCUCAGCCUUUCGGAGGGCGAACUAAGAGAUUCCGCGUCAGCGGCUUCUUUCCAACAGCCCACAAGGCCUCAAACAUUGCAGGGAUUGGUCCCACUGCAACCAUCUCCAAGACUGACACCUCGUCGUGAAUGGGACGGAGCUUCUAGAUACUCCGAUCCUCACCCAAGAUUUGAAGACUAUGAAUGGGACCGAUAUCGUCCUCAGCGCUACUUCCCGGAUCGACAGUGUCCCCAGGAAGAGUAUUAUGCGCACCCGCCACCUAUGACAAGAGUGUGCCGGUUACCUUCACCACCUGAUCAUCAAGCUUCGAGGGUGUCUACCCCUCGGCAACUUCACACAUCAGUAGUUGCAAGUCAUUUUAGAUGCAUUGGAAAGAUUUUGAACUUGGAGAUCUAUAUAACUAUACCACAGCAAGAAAUUUUAAAGUGGAAUGGAUGGGGAUAUAAUGACUCAAAAUUCAUCUUCAAUAAGAAGGGGCAAGCAGAAUUCACAGGAAAAAGGUACCGGAUAGGGGGAAUUGCGUUCCCUCUUCUCAAAGAAUGGAUAGAGAAAAAUCUUGGAGGAAGUCUGGAACAUAAAACCACUGCUAGAGCAUCGUUAAAUAUUAGUGAUGUACCUCCCUCCAUUGCAAGUGAAGAAUUUCUCCAGGACCUCCAAACUUCUAAAAUAUCAUACUCCCAAGAAGCAGAAACUAGGGUAUUCAGAGCUCAUGGUCAUUGCUUACAUGAGCUAUUUUUGCUCAGGGAAGGAAUGUUUAAACGAGUUCCUGAUGUAGUUGUAUGGCCAGAGUGUCAUGAUGACGUAGUUAAAAUUGUGGAAAUAGCCUGCAAGCAUAAUAUUUGUGUAAUACCUUAUGGUGGAGGAACAAGUGUUUCUAGUGCUCUUGAGUGUCCUGCCGAUGAAAAAAGAACAAUUGUUUCACUGGACACCUCACAAAUGAAUAGGAUUCACUGGAUAGAUGAGAAAAAUUUAACUGCUCAUGUUGAAGCUGGCAUUCCUGGGCAAGACUUGGAAAGACAGCUGGGUGAAAGUGGUUACUGUACAGGCCAUGAACCAGAUUCAAUGGAAUUCAGUACUCUUGGAGGAUGGGUGGCGACACGAGCAUCAGGCAUGAAGAAGAAUAUUUAUGGGAACAUUGAAGACCUGGUGGUUCAUAUAAAAAUGGUAACACCAAGAGGCGUAAUACAAAAAAACUGUCAAGGACCGCGCAUGUCAACAGGACCUGACAUCCAUCAUUUCAUUUUAGGAUCUGAAGGAAUCCUUGGAGUGGUAACAGAAGUUACAAUAAAAAUUCGACCAGUCCCUGAAUACCAAAAGUAUGGCUCUGUAGUAUUUCCAAACUUUGAGAGAGGGCUGGCGUGUUUAAGAGAAUUAGCAAAGCAGCGAUGUGCUCCUGCAUCCAUUCGCCUUGUGGAUAAUGAACAAUUUCAGUUUGGACAUGCUCUUAAACCACAGGUUGCUUCCAUUUUUACAUCACUUUUGGAUGGGUUGAAAAAGUUCUACAUCACAAAGUUCAAAGGAUUUGAUCCCAAUCUUUUAUGUGUUGCUACCUUGCUUUUUGAGGGUGACAGAGAGAAGGUUCUUCAGCAUGAAAAACAAGUUUAUGAUAUUGCUGCGAAAUUUGGUGGUCUGGCAGCUGGAGAAGACAAUGGACAGAGAGGGUAUAUGCUAACGUUUAUCAUCGCUUACAUGCGGGACUUGGGCAUGGAUUAUUAUAUAAUAGGCGAAUCAUUUGAGACAUCUGUUCCCUGGGAUAGGGUACUAGACCUCUGCAGAAAUGUAAAGGAAAGAAUAGUAAAAGAAUGCAAAGAAAAAGGUGUUCAGUUUCCGCCCUUUGCUACCUGUCGGGUGACACAGACAUAUGAUGCCGGUGCAUGUGUCUAUUUCUAUUUGGGCUUUAACUACAGAGGAAUAAGUGACCCUGUUCGUGUUUAUGAAGAAAUAGAGAUGAUAGCUAGGGAUGAAAUCCUUGCUAAUGGAGGAAGCUUGUCACAUCAUCAUGGAGUGGGCAAGUUACGGAAGCAGUGGCUGAAAGAGAGUGUCUCUGAUGUUGGCCUUGGGAUGCUGAAGUCUGUCAAACAAUUUGUGGACCCCAAUAACAUCUUUGGAAACGGGAACCUUUUAUAAGCCUCUUUAUUGUCAAAAUGAAAUUACAAAACAAAAACAAAAAAACCCAACAAUGAUUGGACUCCCAUGGCUAUCCCAGUAUCCGAAUUUAGCAUUGAGCCAGUUUCAUAGUGGUUUCCUUCCUUACGUCUUUUAUUUUUUCAGUUAAAAUGAUCAUCUAGUUACUCAU
Elgaria multicarinata webbii is the source of this 2320-nucleotide messenger RNA. RefSeq names its product alkylglycerone phosphate synthase (gene AGPS). The coding region runs from base 1 to 2151 and encodes 716 amino acids. Lineage: Eukaryota; Metazoa; Chordata; Lepidosauria; Squamata; Anguidae. Gene Ontology annotation, biological process: lipid biosynthetic process. Gene Ontology annotation, molecular function: alkylglycerone-phosphate synthase activity; FAD binding. The transcript is spliced from 21 exons. Gene Ontology annotation, cellular component: peroxisome. The record is from RefSeq and is a predicted model, not a curated record.